Molecule: messenger RNA, 872 nt
Organism: Brassica oleracea var. oleracea
Lineage: Eukaryota; Viridiplantae; Streptophyta; Magnoliopsida; Brassicales; Brassicaceae
Exons: 7
Coding region: 64-666 (200 amino acids)
Source: RefSeq, a predicted model, not a curated record
AAGUCCGUAGUGAGGAAAACAAAGAUCGUAAGAGAACUUCAACUUCUGCUGCCGAAGGAAACGAUGUCGUUUUGGUCUCUUGUUCUCCCAUCUUCUCCUUCUCUGUCUGCUAACCUCGUCAAGCCUCCUAAUGGCUACGGAAGGCUCGAUCGUUACCUCGUUCGAGCUUCUUCUUCCGAUGUUCCAGAUUUCCUCUCUGCGGAUUGGCUGGAGAGUCGUAGGAAACGUCCUUUUGGCCCCAGACUUGAUUUUAGUGCGGAAGAUGCUGUUCGACAUCAGCUUGAUGCAUUGAAGUAUAACGACCAUCCUCGCUAUGAUUAUGGCAUCGAGGUCAUGUACCGGUUUGCUGGAUUUGACCCGUUUGAGAGAUCCACCUAUUUCGGUCCUUUCUUUGAUCUAGGACAGUUUGAAAGGUUUCGGCGUAUUUUUCACCACUCGUCUUACCGUGUGUUGCUUGGUCACAAGGAUAGAAAGAUCUUAAGCAGUUUACUCGUUGAAGAGAACCGUUUCAAGCAGAGGAUUUGGAUUCAAGGAACUCGGCCUGAGGAAGAAGAGAUUUUUGAAUUCACUAUGUUCCAGCGGAUAGGCGGUUCAUGGGAUGGUUAUUGGUUGACUGAGAGCUUGCUUCAUGAUGGAGAUGUGUUUUCAGGAGGGAUGGCUUACUGAUUCAAUUGCCUUGAGCUUCGUUUCCUUUUCAAAUUAUCGAUAUUCCGUCGGUCAGGUCAUAUACGUAAAUAUUGAGACACAACUCUGUAAGCUUAUGUUAAAUAUUAUACGCAAUUAGUAACACAUGUUUUUGUCUAAGAAAGCUGUUUUGUUAAACAAAACGAAUAUAGUAGCUUCUUAUAAAGUUGGCAAUACCGUUUUCUUAA